UUUAAAACCGUUAAACCAGCAGCCAUUUCCUUUUCUGAGCGACAGAGCGAGAGAGAUUGAAUACACCAAGUUAGGGUUUUGUUCACAGAGAAGAAACGGAGAGAGAGAGAGAGAGAGAGAGAGAGAGAGUUAAUGGACCGUCUUCGUCCAAGAGAAAGGCACGUCUUUUCUGGCUUUACAAAGGCUGAGGUAAUCCAGAUUGAGAAAAUGGAGAAAUUGCUAAAGGAAUCGGGAGAACAGUUGCUGAACCGGGAAUUUUGUCAAAAAAUUGCACAAAGUUUUAAUCGCUCAUCUGGUCGUGCUGGGAAACCUAUUGUUAAAUGGACUGAGGUACAUAGUUGGUUCCAAAAUCAGCAGCAAGAUGCACAAGAUGCCUCUAAAAAUAUGCAUGUGCUCCCAAAAGCUUGCCCUCCAAACAGGAUGGACGGACUUUCGCAGAUGCCCCAAGAAGAUAGUUCAAAAGCGGGAGAAAGGAUCCCAGAAUUGUCAGAGUUGGAAUUUGAGGCAAAGUCAUCAAAGGAUGCGGCGUGCAGGUAUGAUGUUGAUAUGUUCGUUGCUCACAGAUUUCUUGGUACAGAUGAAGUUGAAGUUCGAGUCAGAUUUGUUGGAUUUGGUGCUGAGGAGGACGAGUGGCUCAAUGUGAAAAAGGUGCGGCAACGCUCUGUUCCUCUGGAACAUUCAGAAUGUCAUACAGUGAAAGUUGGAGACAUUGUCCUCUGCUUCCAGGAGAGAAGAGAUCAAGCAAUCUACUAUGAUGCUCGUGUUUUAGAAAUCCAAAGGAGACUCCAUGAUAUAAGAGGCUGCAGGUGCCUUUUCUUGAUUCAGUAUGACCAUGACAACACUGAGGAGAGAGUUCGUUUGAGGAGAUUAUGUCGAGUGCGGUAAAUCUUUUGGCUAAUCUUUCAGAUGGCUGUCAAUUCUUUUUCUUUUUUUCUUUUUUUCUUUUUUUUCGUGCCGAGCUGCAUAGAAGCAGUUGAAGACAUAAAAGAGGCAGUAGUAUAUGUAUACCAGGAAAUCUAUCAGAGAUUUUGACAGCUCAAUCCUUUUUAUGUCCAAGCUGGGUGAGGAUAUGAUAACUCGAGAAGCAUAUAAUUAUUAUUAUUAUUAUUAUAUAUACAUACAGAGGCAUGUGCUAUGGUAUGGUAGUACCACCUCACCAUAAAUUUUCCGGAUGUGGACGUUGAUUUCAUUGUUAAGUGUACACAUUUUGUUUAUACAGUGUACACAUUGAUAUGGCUCUAAUGGAACCGAAUUUACCCCUUUCUGUUGA
Messenger RNA from Alnus glutinosa, 1270 nucleotides. Its product is annotated as protein SAWADEE HOMEODOMAIN HOMOLOG 1-like. The record is from RefSeq and is a predicted model, not a curated record. Lineage: Eukaryota; Viridiplantae; Streptophyta; Magnoliopsida; Fagales; Betulaceae. The transcript has 9 exons. Bases 133 to 885 code for a protein of 250 amino acids. Gene Ontology annotation, molecular function: chromatin binding.